AUGGCGACCCUCGCCAGGCGCCCUUGCGCAGCCGUCGCCGUCGCACGCCGCCCCUCCGCCCCCUCGGCGCCCACCUUCCGCGGCGCUCGCCGCCCGGCCGCCACCCCCGCCUCGGCCCGCCCCGCCUCGGCCCGCGCUGCCGUGCGCCGCGGCGGCGCCGCACCUCGCGCAGACCGCGACGCCGGUGCACGAAGCGCCAGCCCUGCCGCAGCCCCGACCGCCGGGCCCGCCGUCCGCCAGUUCGACUUCGUCGUGAUCGGCUCUGGCAUCGCGGGCCUGUCCUACGCCCUGAAAGUGGCCCCCUACGGCAAGGUGGCAGUGAUCACGAAGGACGGCGCCGGCGAGGGCUGCACGCGCUACGCGCAGGGCGGCGUGUGCGCCGUGCUGGACCCCCUCGACUCGAUCGAGCAGCACGUGCACGACACCAUGGUGGCAGGAGCCUUUCUGAACGACCCCAAGUGA
Monoraphidium neglectum is the source of this 462-nucleotide messenger RNA. RefSeq lists its product as hypothetical. NCBI's taxonomy places the organism in Eukaryota, Viridiplantae, Chlorophyta, Chlorophyceae, Sphaeropleales, Selenastraceae. The record is from RefSeq and is a predicted model, not a curated record. Bases 1 to 462 code for a protein of 153 amino acids. The transcript has a single exon. Gene Ontology annotation, biological process: NAD+ biosynthetic process. Gene Ontology annotation, molecular function: L-aspartate oxidase activity.